CUCUUCCUCUGACAUAAACUCACAAAGCCUUCUCAAGCUCGGCCUAUGGACUCUUCACCCGACUCUACUACCCCUCCGCCUGUUUCACAGGCUAUUUUACGUCUUUACAAACCUAUUACAAAAUUUUUUAACAUUUCCAUGAGAAUUUCCAAGCUCUCGCCCUACCUGUCAUGUGACACUCGUGGCAGUGGAACUUUGUACAAUACUAGAAAAGGACGAUAUUACCUUCUUCGGCUGUCUGAAAAAGCCGAUCUUCCUCUUACGGAAAUUGACAAAUACCUGAUUUACACCAAUGAUAUUGAAUUAUCAAAAAAUCAUCGUCAUACAUUUCGAUCUACAUCUAACAAACCAAAUUUAAAUUACAUUUUAGGAAUCUAUCUCACAUUUGUCUUUUCUUUAAAUAGACAAUUUCACAAGGAUGCUGUGAACAAAUACUUUAACCGUUUACGCCAUUUAUUAAAAGAAAAACUUCUAGCACUACGAUAUCGAUUAGAAUCGACUGAUAAUAGCGAUAGAAAAACUAAAACAUUUAUCCGGUUCAGCUGCGGCCCCCACGUGAUCUACCUGGGUUUUUAUUUCCCUUGCGGCACGCUACAUUUUGCACCUGGUAAGAAUGUGGGCUCACUAUGUAUCCACCCCCCUGCCUUCGUACAAUCAAAUAAUCGUUGGCGUUGCGGAGCUCAUCUCAAACUGAUCCGACAGGUCUCGCAUACUACUACUCGUCAUCCAGUAGAGCCUAGGUUCUACGCUGAACAGUUUAACCGUACGGUAAACCGACAUCACAAGAAUAAAAAGAACCACAAAGAAAUUCAUUCUAAUCGCCUCGGCAUUAGCUAUGUCGUUCAAUUUAAACGAUUUCGCUCGGCUGAUUUAAAUUUACCUAGCAUUGACAAUAAAACGGUUCAACCAUAUUACAAACAAUACCGCACGUUACGUUUCGAUGCGGUUCGUUCACCUCAACAGCAGGCACGAUGGAAUAGAUUUAUUACGUCUACACUCAGACGUAACCACUCCAACCAGACUAUCCUACCUCACUUACUUCCUAACUCCCCUGGACAAAUGGUUUUUAAAACCAUCCAUCAUCUCCCGGACCGUUACAUAGGACGUACACCUACACAACUUUCUGACGCUUUCAAAAAUUCGCCUAAUGGUCUUAGGCACUAUAAUCAAAUACGCGCAUGUCAAAGGAUCAAGAAUUGGAUCCGUCGCACUAAAAAACGCAACCGUCUCAAGAAACAAUUACCUCCCCUACCUGCUGGUUUUGUUGGAGACCAGCGUACAUAUUAUUACGUUACGUAUAAUAUUAACCUGUUUGAUUAUAAUAUUAGACGACUCUAUAAUGUCAGUUCGAUCCCCCAAUACAAUUACGGUUAUUCCAAAGCGGUUGAGCUAUACCGCCAACAUCAUGCCAAAUUCGUCAUGAUGAAUUUUAUACAAUCACCUCCUAACGUUUCUUACCACAUCAAAAAGAAGGAUCAACAAAUCUUUAAUGAUUCGAACCUCUAUUUCCGGCGUACACCUCCCCCGGACAAUGAUUCGCACACUACCAUGAGCGACAUUACUUACUUCUCGGCUAGUGAAGGACCUUCCGUUGUGGAAUUCCCGCCUACGCCGUCACAUGAUUAACUCACUUGAUUGAGUACAACAACACCGGACCUUUAAAUAAUGCACCAUUCCACACCUGAC
Messenger RNA from Rhizophagus irregularis DAOM 181602=DAOM 197198, 1686 nucleotides. Lineage: Eukaryota; Fungi; Glomeromycota; Glomeromycetes; Glomerales; Glomeraceae. The record is from RefSeq and is a predicted model, not a curated record.